Scomber scombrus (Atlantic mackerel) is the source of this 2432-nucleotide messenger RNA. It is a transcript of the gene gsk3aa, whose product is annotated as glycogen synthase kinase 3 alpha a. The transcript is spliced from 11 exons. Gene Ontology annotation, molecular function: protein serine/threonine kinase activity; ATP binding. The coding region runs from base 131 to 1447 and encodes 438 amino acids. Gene Ontology annotation, biological process: negative regulation of canonical Wnt signaling pathway; protein phosphorylation; insulin receptor signaling pathway. Lineage: Eukaryota; Metazoa; Chordata; Actinopteri; Scombriformes; Scombridae. The record is from RefSeq and is a predicted model, not a curated record. Gene Ontology annotation, cellular component: nucleus; cytoplasm; cytosol.
GCCGGCGGGCAACGGGAGCAGUAUUUCUACACUGUGUCUUCCCACGAUUAUUCGUUGCCAGGGGUGAUAAAAAAUAGAAAUAGUGAUAUAAAAAAAACAACAACAACAACCCUGACCCCUGCACAGAGAUAUGAGCGGCAGCGGGCGGCCCAGGACCAGCUCGUUUGCUGAGCCGCCAGGUGUACCAGGAGCCUCCGCUGCGCCCGCCGGAACAGCCGCUGCCGUGGGGAGCAGCACAGGAAAGUCCGGGGUCGCACAGGCCUCCGGCAGCAGCUCAUCGGGAUGCUCGAACCUAAAGCUCGCCAGAGACAGCGGGAAGGUGACGACGGUCGUGGCCACGCCGGGUCAGGGCCCGGACCGCCCACAGGAAGUCUCCUACACUGACAUCAAGGUGAUUGGCAAUGGGUCGUUCGGAGUCGUGUACCAAGCUCGGCUCAUCGACAGCCAAGAGAUGGUGGCAAUCAAGAAGGUUCUGCAGGAUAAGAGGUUCAAGAAUCGAGAACUACAGAUCAUGAGGAAGCUGGACCACUGCAACAUAGUUAGACUACGUUACUUCUUCUACUCCAGUGGCGAGAAGAAAGAUGAAGUGUACCUCAACCUGGUGCUGGACUUUGUCCCUGAGACGGUCUACAGGGUUGCCAGACAUUUUAACAAGGCCAAGAGCAUCAUUCCUAUUAUAUAUGUGAAGGUGUACAUGUACCAGUUGUUUCGCAGUCUGGCUUACAUCCAUUCCCAGGGUGUGUGUCACAGAGACAUCAAGCCACAAAACCUGCUCGUUGACCCCGAAACUGCCAUCCUCAAGCUGUGUGACUUUGGCAGCGCCAAACAGCUGAUCCGCGGCGAACCCAACGUGUCGUAUAUCUGCUCGCGGUACUAUCGCGCCCCUGAGCUCAUCUUUGGUGCCACAGACUAUACGGCAAACAUUGACAUCUGGUCAGCAGGCUGCGUACUGGCUGAGCUGCUGCUCGGCCAGCCUAUAUUCCCUGGUGACAGCGGGGUGGACCAGCUAGUAGAGAUUAUCAAGGUGCUAGGCACGCCAACAAGGGAACAAAUCCGAGAGAUGAACCCAAACUACACAGAAUUCAAGUUCCCUCAGAUCAAAGCUCAUCCAUGGACCAAGGUGUUUAAACCACGAACCCCUCCAGAAGCCAUCGCUCUCUGCUCUCGGCUGCUGGAGUACACGCCGGCCUCACGCUUCUCUCCACUAGAGGCUUGUUCACAUGCCUUCUUCGAUGAGCUGCGCCAGCCUAACACACGACUGCCCAGUGGCCGAGAACUGCCAAUGCUCUUCAACUUCAGCACCACUGAGCUAUCAAUCCAGCCCCAGCUGAACUCAACCCUCAUUCCUCCUCACGCUCGCUCUCAUACAGCUGCUUCCGCCCACGAUGGUACCGGCUCAGAUUCCUCUCAACACAGUUCAGUACCAGGAUCUCUUAACAGCAUCUGAAGCCGCCUGUCGCCUGCCUGCCUGACAGCUUCACCCUUAUCUCAGACACACACACACACACACACACACACACACACUCAUAAAACACACACACACUUCACUGCUUUCCUCCGUGCUGCUUGCUCUCCUCUUAGAUUAUGUUUUUGUACAGUAACUGCAUUGAACAAACCAUUAGUUCCUUAGCUGCCAGGGGGGUUGAAACUGAGGCAGGAGAUUGUUACACACAAACACAGAGUUGUCUCGCUGCUGCUAAGGUGGUAUGUGAAGGUUCAAUAGUGUAGUGGGGGCUGGUCCUCUGUAAUAUAACCUUUUUUUUCCUUUUUUUUUUUAAAAAAUCAACUUUUUUUUUUUCUCUUUAUUUGUGUUUUAUUUAUUUUAAGAAAUGGAAAGCAUCAUGCUAUCACACAUUUUGUCUCUAAAGAGUUUUUGUUUCCCCACUUUUAUUAUAAUUAUUAUUCAGUGUUUUUUUUUGUUUUUUUAUACAUACCUGUUGGUGUGUAAAGAGGUGAACUGCACACUGCCUGAGCAAAAACCAGAACUGGCUCCAAAUAGGUCAUCAGGGUAAGAUAAAAAGAAAAAAAAAGGAUUCAUAAUUCAACUCAGGAGAACGGAUGCAGGGACUGAUAAGUUCAUAAAGUCUUCAGCGACAUUAUUUUACCAACAGCAUGCCUGAUGUGAUGUUCAGGGUAAAAAAUUAAACCUCCAGUCGUUGUGUAGUUACCUGCGAAGGUGGCUGGUGGAUGUUUUUUUUCUUUUUUUUUGUUUUCAUUUUUAGAUUCUUAUCUUUAAAAUCACGUCUAAACCUGAAUUUAAACCAAGCGUUAAAGCCCCCCCGCCAAUCCUGAUUCACAUCAUCCAGGAUGUUUGGAUGUAUAAAUAGGACUGAACACAAUCAGCCAACAGCCAAAUACAGACUCUGCCAGCUUUGUAUUCAACCAGUCGUUUCCUAUUUUACAGAUUUUUGUCUGGUAACAAAGUGGAAAAA